This is a messenger RNA of Aaosphaeria arxii CBS 175.79, 1284 nucleotides long. RefSeq lists its product as uncharacterized. The coding region runs from base 349 to 1017 and encodes 222 amino acids. The record is from RefSeq and is a predicted model, not a curated record. Lineage: Eukaryota; Fungi; Ascomycota; Dothideomycetes; Pleosporales. The transcript is spliced from 4 exons.
GUCACCCCUUCGCUUUAAUUAAACGACCAAACCCUACGGCGUACGCUCUGUACCUUGCCUGACCUUACCUUGCCUUCAACUAUUACCUCUAAACUACUACUUGACUCUUACUUCACUUCAUCUCACUUUACCUUACCUACGAGUAGAGUGAUACUCAAAAGACGGUCUACGAGUACUCUCACUUGACGUUUACGAGUACCUCACAAGCACAAACUACAACAAUCAGUAUCUCCUCACGCCGAUCUGAUCUCAACUGUGCUUAGGCCUUGUUCAGCUCAUCCGAUUCCAAGACUAGUACCUUUAAUUCAAUUAUCCAUUACAUCUUCCUUCGAAAACAACUUCGCAACCAUGCCAGGAGUUCCGCUUGACGCCUUCGAUACGGUCAAGAAGAACCUGAAGAGUCUUUUCCGCUCCAAGACCAAGAAAGAGAAGAACAAGCCUGCCCCCACCACCACCGGUGAAGCCUCUACGAAGCCCACCGAGACGCAACCUGCUGCUCCCGCGCCAGCGACCGCCCCCGCUACGCAGGCAGCCCAGCCCUCUCCACCCCAAAACAAGCCAGCCGAUGUCGCACCCCCAGCCGAGGCCCAGGCUCCUGUAGCCCAACCUGACACCAAGAAGGAGGAGGCUGCUCUGACCGAAGUUAAGAAGGCAACAGAGAGCCCAGAACCUGCCGGUGCCGUUGCACCUCCCCCUCCUACUGCUGUAGCAGCGCAAGAAGCCAACACAGAACCAAAGGCCACCGAAGCCAAACCUACCGAAGCGGCCGACCCAACUCCCAAGGCUGCUGCUCCUGUAGAUGCUACACCUGCACCUACUGAGGCUGCAGUCCCAGCUGCGAAACCUGCCCCUGGCAUGAGUGCUACGAGUGGUCCCCUAGACGCUGGAGAGCCUGAUUUCAGCUCUGACGCCAAGGAACAGCCCAAGGAGACUCCUGCUGCUGUCGCGACUCCUGCCGCGCCUCCUGCACCGGCCGCUGCUGAAGCGCCCGCGGCCCCUGCUGAGGAGAAGAAAUAGUGUAUCCUGCUCAUGGACAAUCGGACGAGCAGACCAUUAACGGCGGCUCGCAGAUCUCAAUGGAUGGAUAUCUCGUUUGGCAUGUUUCGCGACGGCGCAAUCCCCACAGCUGCAUGUUUCCGAGACCACAAUUUCCCUUUGCUUUGAUUCUAUACCCCCAUUCUGUAUGUGUAUUUCCAGCGAGGCGAUUGAAGUGGUUUGAUUUAAUGGACGUGGCACGAGGAACCUCUUUAUACCUAAAAAUAAAAUAAAACACAAUUGCCCCUA